AUGGAGAGAAGGGAAUGGGACAACAAGAAAUUGCUCAUGGAGUUUCACUUGUUGGGACUGGGGGAUGCCCAUGAGCUCCAGACAGCACUCUUUCUGCUCUGUCUGACCAUAUACACAGUAAUCAGGGUGGGGAACUUCCUCAUCAUUGUGCUGGUGGUCACAGACCCGCAUCUCCACACACCCAUGUACUUCUUCCUGGUGUAUCUGUCCAGCCUAGAGACCUGCUACAGCUCCACCAUCCUACCCAGGCUGAUAGCCAGCUUCCUGACCAGAGACAGAACCAUCUCUGUGCAGGGAUGUAUGGCACAGUUUUUCUUCUUCAGCACUUUUACAACUUCUGAGUGUCACCUGCUGGCUGCUAUGUCAUACAAUUGGUUCUACUGCCCCAGUGCAAUUGACCAUUUCUUCUGUGAAGAAACUCCAUUGCUAGAAAUCUCAUGCAGUGACACUAGGAUGGUUAGAUUUCCUGUCAUCGUAUUAUCUUUCCCAGAUGUAAUUUUCCUAUUUCUGUUCGCUCUGGCAUCCUUUGUCUACAUCAUAGCUGUUAUCCUGAGGAUCCCAUCCAGCAUGGGGAGGCACAAGGCCUUCUCCACCUGCUCCUCUCACCUCACUACGGUCUUUGUUUUCUACGGGACCGUCAUCAUUGUUUACAUGCUGCCCAGAACAAGUUCUUUGGACAUGGGUGUGACGUUCAGCAAUCAGAUGGAGGUGCUUGUACAAGUUGGUACCUCAGAUUGUCCUUAUAGCCCAACUGUAGAGACACAAGAUGGAGAAGUGGAGUUUAAGGUGGGUGAAAAAUUCACUAGAUAUCUGGGCUCAGAGGAUUCUCCCUAG
Molecule: messenger RNA, 834 nt
Organism: Opisthocomus hoazin
Lineage: Eukaryota; Metazoa; Chordata; Aves; Opisthocomiformes; Opisthocomidae
Source: RefSeq, a predicted model, not a curated record